GAUACUCAGCGAGGUAUUGAUGGUGCUUUGAAAAUCUUCAAUCAGGGCCGAAGUGACCCUGUAUUGAAUUCAACGCGCCGACGCAUAAAGCGGUUUUGACUUUAUUAUAUUCUUACGAGUACUAGCUACUUAUAAAAGGAUUGCUGUUUUUACCGUUAUAGACCGAGCCUACUCAAUGCAAAACAUUAGUCACUUGGUAGAAAUGCCUUCUUUACACGACGCCCUCCAAGAACGCCUACCAAUUCGCCUGGCUGAUGCUCUUACACGGCUCGAAGGCAUAAUUCAUUCGUCGCUAAUGCUUGGAAACUUCGUCGACGGACAAGCCGAUGAGUUUGCUGAGGGUAUGAGCGUUCAACAGAUCAUCUGGCCACAGCUUCACUCACUACGCAUCAAAGCGCCUAAGCAGGUCUUGAAGUCUGUCAUCGAACAUUGCGACCUCAACAUUCUCAGAUCCAUUUCACUUUACGCAUGGUACAACUCUGAAGAGUUCUUGGAACUAAAAAGGGUAAAAAGGUUGGACCGGCUUCGCUUACAGUACGAAAAUGAAGAAUGGGCGGCUGAUCACGACUUCUAUCCUUGUUGUUCCAAAGCCUUGUGGCGUGAACUUUGGACCCUAUGGAAGGACACUCGAAAACGCCUCAAGGUGCUUAUCCUGUUUGAAACGCCGAACAAAUGUGCAGAUAACUUACGCAGGUUGCAAAACGAAGCUCGCUACGAACAAACAGUCAAAAACAUUCGCUUUGGUAUUACCUGGAUGAAGAGCCUGAACAUUACUCCUCCUCCUCCUCCUCCUCCUCCUCUUUAACUCAUACUCUUUCCGCUGCCAAUCAUCUAGAUGGCUUACAUUUCGCUGUCAAUAUAUACCUACAUAUACCUACCUCAACAACUG
Messenger RNA from Fusarium redolens, 889 nucleotides. RefSeq lists its product as uncharacterized. The record is from RefSeq and is a predicted model, not a curated record. The coding region runs from base 176 to 805 and encodes 209 amino acids. The transcript is spliced from 2 exons. NCBI's taxonomy places the organism in Eukaryota, Fungi, Ascomycota, Sordariomycetes, Hypocreales, Nectriaceae.